Messenger RNA from Podarcis raffonei (Aeolian wall lizard), 2530 nucleotides. RefSeq names its product zinc finger protein 436-like. The coding region runs from base 855 to 1769 and encodes 304 amino acids. Lineage: Eukaryota; Metazoa; Chordata; Lepidosauria; Squamata; Lacertidae. The transcript has 2 exons. The record is from RefSeq and is a predicted model, not a curated record.
UUUAAUGUAACCAACUCUGAAAAUGAUCUUUUAUUUCCUCUUAAUCUUUUAGUUUCCAUUUUCCUUCUUGGUCCUUUAAUAAAUCUCUGUAUGUAAGCCACUUCCCCUUUUUACCAAGUGGUUUGAGCAACAAAGCUUCAACUGUUGACAGCCACCAAAGUGUCUUUUGUUCAAUACUUUGAUGUUUUCACAUACUGUAGAAUUCUAUGUGUCAUAUUUUAUCUGCACAAUCGGGAUGAAUUUCAGGAACCAAAAAGUCAUAUUGAAAAAUACAGCUUUAGAACCCAUCUGGCCCCCAAAAUGGCAACUAGGCAUUCCCUUUUGGCGACUGUAACCCUGGCUUAAGGAGCCAUUUGGCUACCUGGCUUAGAUAUAUUGAGUUUUCAAAGUGUUGGUGCUGACCUUUAAAGCCCUAAACAGCCUUGGCCCAGUAUACCUGAAGGAGCGUCUCCACCCCCAUCGUUCAGCCUGGACACUGAGGUCCUCCUCCAAGGGUCUUCUGCUGGUUCCCUCCCUGCGAGAAGUAAUGCUACAGGGAACCAGGCAGAGGGCCUUCUUGGUGAUGGCGCCCACCCUGUGGAACGCCCUCCCACCAGAUGUCAAGGAGAUAAAGAACCACACAACUUUUAGAAGACAUCUGAAGGCAGUCCUGUAUCGGGAUUUUUUUAUGUUUGGCGUUUUACUGUGUUUACAUGUCCUGUAAGCCACCCAGAGUGGCUAGGGAAACAUAGCCAGAUGGGUGGGGUAUAAAUUAUAAAAUUAUUAUUAUUAUUAUAACUGAUCUGGUUGGCCACUGUGAGAACAGGAUGCCAGACUAGGUGGGCCAUUGGCUUGGUCCAGUAGGGCUGUUUUUAAUGGAUGCCUUUCUGACGUUUCAGGCGUCUAUGGAGGAGGAGGCGGCUGCAAAUACCUCUGCGGCAGGCCAGGCUCAGGCAGCUGUGAAACAGAGGCAGCCAUGGCAGGAAAUGGAACAGGAAGUCGACAAUGAGGAAGCCAGGUGUCUGAGUGAUGUGCAGGUAGUUGAGAAUGAGGUAGAACCAUGUGUGAUUCUGCCAGGACUUAAGCACGAAGAUGUAAAAGAGCACUUGAAACACAAGAGAGUUCCUACAAGAGAGAGACCCCAUAAAUGUGAACAAUGUGGGACAAGCUUCAAUUGGAAGUCAAACCUUAUUGCACAUCAAAGACUCCAUGCAGGGGUGAAGCCAUAUAAACACUCCAGGGGUGCAAAGAGCUUCUGCCAUACAUCAAAAGUUGCCAGAAGUCAGGGAAUUUGCACAGGAGAGAUGCUCUAUAAAUGUGACGUGUGUGAAAAGAGCUUCAAGAGGAAGUCGAACUUGACUGCACAUCGAAGAAUCCACACUAGAGAGACAUUUCAUAAAUGCUCAUACUGUGACUACAGCUUCAGUAACAGCACAAACCUUACUGCACAUCAGAGAACCCAUACAGAGAAAAAGCUAGAGAGUGGCACCAGUUAUGCUUCUCAAGCAAGCUCUAUUGAACAUAAAACAGUCAGCACUGAAGAGAGACCUUAUAAAUGCUCAGCAUGUGAACAUAGCUGCAGUAGCAGCACAAACCUUAUUGCACAUUGGAGAGCCCACAUAGAGAAGCCGGGUUGUGGCAUAAGCUCUGUUCCUCCAUCAGACUUCGUUGGAGAUGACACAAUCCGCUCUGUAAAGAAACAUUUUAUAUGCUCCAAAUGUCAAACGUGUUUCAUGUCUCCCUUAAGCCUUGGAAUACAUCAGCUAGGUCACAAAGAGCAGGUACAGUAGAAAUUUUCAGAACUUGUUUGCUAAAUCAAAGGCAAAACAGGAAUUCACACAGGAAAUGCUUGGAGUGUGGAAAAAAGUGUACACCUUCUUUCACACCAAAGAACCCACAGGGGGGAGAAAUUAUCAUGAGAGAAUAUCCCAAUGCCUGUAGCUCGUGAGAUGGGGUUCUGCCUUAAGCUUUUGAAUACAGUCACAAUGCCCUGCUACAUUUAUCUGGUUAUCUUAUGUGUAAUUGCCUGCCUUUCGUGGGCACAUGGGAUAUUUUGAUUAUUUAAAACUACAUAAAAACUAUACUUGCAAAGUCCAUGUUCUCCCCACCCCUCAAGUUCUGGGCACUGUGGUUUGUUAAGGGCUGCUGGGAAUCCUAGUGAACUACAAUCCACAGAAUUCUCGAGGGGCGAGGAAUGUGCUUUGAAUAAGCUUUGCAGUUAUAGUGUAUACAUGGCCUUGUUGAACAAUUGUAACAAAGUAGUUUAUCAUUUAACUGUCCAAUAAAUGGCACUGUUCUCACUCAACACAGUUAACAAACAUUCUUUGUUUAGAUGUCAGUAGGGUCCAAUAUUAAAAGUAGUAGUAGUAUUAGCCGGUCUGUAUAAGGCCUCAGUCACACUUGGACUUUUAAUGUGGACUUGAAGUUGCUUGUUUCUCUCUUUUUUUUAACCUCUUUUACCCAGAACUGCUCUGGCAGAAUCUGCUGUACUUAAUUGAAACACAAACGUUUUAAAAUGUGGGGUGGGGGUGUUGUUGGGUUGUUGCUUUUU